CAGAUCUCUGAGGACCAGGAGCGAAUUGAACAGAGACAAAUUAAACGACAGAAAAAUCUCAGAGACUACUGUGGAAGACACGUUGGAAACAGCAAACAAGGCGAGACUAUGUCCAGAGAACUACUGGGUCAUUUAAUCGUUAACGACAAGUAUAAAGUUAUCUACUGCUAUAUUCCCAAGGUUGCCUGUUCUCAAUGGAAGCGUGUCUUUCUUGCGCUUGAAAACCGAACCAACGUGACAGAUUUACACUCUGAGAGUAAUUUUAAGUUUCUUCAAAAGUAUUCCAACGAGGGUGUUAAAAUGAGGCUUCAAUCCUACUAUAAGUUUCUCUUUGUUCGAGAGCCUUUCGAGAGGCUUUUGUCAGCGUAUGAAAACAAGUUUGUAAAACGGCAAUGGCCAUGGCAUAAGAUUUUGAAGUUCGAGGGGGACAUUUAUAAAAAAUUUAGUCAAGUUGAUCCUAGCGCCGGCCAGAUUUUGACAUUCAAGAGAUUUGUUUAUUUUUUGAACGAUUUUGGAUUUAAUCUAAACGAGCAUUGGGCACCGUACGGACGACUUUGUUUCCCAUGUGACAUAGAAUACGAUUUUAUCGGCCAUUUUAAAGACAUGCUGGAAGAAGCUGCUUACGUCCUGAAAAAAACUGGAAUGGAUAAAGAGGUUACUUUCCCUGAGUUUGUUACCCAUAAUACAACAGGUAAACUGCUCCAAAAAUAUGCACCAGUUCCCACAGAGAAGAUUGUAGAGCUAGGACAUACAUUUAAAGAAGACUUUGAAAUGUUUAAUUAUGAUUUCCCAGGGCCUCUUUCUAGCCUUUUGGAAGAUUAA
Messenger RNA from Porites evermanni, 822 nucleotides. The record is from the annotation of a GenBank genome assembly. NCBI's taxonomy places the organism in Eukaryota, Metazoa, Cnidaria, Anthozoa, Scleractinia, Poritidae.